GUUCAUGGAGCCCUAAAUUUUGAAUGGCGAUGGAUGAGAAAGAGGGCUUGUCUCUCGCGGCUAUGGAAUCUAUGGUGCGCUUACCGAGAUCCAGGAUUCACGGCGCUAGAGCCAGCGGAGGUAUCUCUCGUGGUUUCGGCGCUCAAGGGCUGCGGCGCCUCCAAGGAGCUCGAAUUGGGUAAGAGGAUCCACAGCGAUGCUGCCAGGGAUGGCUGCUUGGCGGAGGAUUCUAUCUUCGUGGCAAACAGCGCCAGUCACAUGUAUGGCAAAUGCGGCGCCUUGCUGGACGCGAUCGCCGCGUUUGAGAGAAUGCCGGUCCACAGUGCCGCGUCUUGGAAUUCUCUCAUCGUCGGUUACACGGAGAAUGGUCGCCCCGGGCUCGCGCUGGAGCUCUUCUUUCGGAUGGUAGAAGGCGAUCGUCUCUCCGGGAGCUCAGAAGGACGGUGUGAUGCUCGGACUUUGGUUGCGGCGGCCAUGGCUUGCUCGAGCUUGGCCGUAAGAGAAGAAGAAGCACACCAACAUGGCGGUGACAGGAUCGUUAAAGAUACGAGCCUAGCUUUAGCCGUGAAAAUCGAGAGUUUUGCUCUUCUCGAUCACCGAAAUACUUUCGUGGCAAACUCUUUCGUGGAUAUGUUUGCCAAGUGUGAGAGCUUGGUGGACGCUUUUAGGAUCUUCGAGGGGAUGGAGCAGCAGGGCAGGGACGUGGUUUCUUGGACUGCUUUGAUCAUGGGGUGUGUAGAGAAUGGGAGAAGCGAGCUAGCUCUGGAGCUUUUCUCUCGGAUGCUUGACAGUUCUUCUUGUGCUCGGCCGAAUGCUCGAACUUAUGUCGCGGUGAUCAAGGCCUGUGCAAGCUUGGCAGCCGGAGAAGAUGGCACAAAACUUUCUGGAAAGAUAGUCAAAGUCGAGAGUCUAGCAAGAGGAAGAGCGAUUCACUCACAGGCAGAGAAAGGUGGCUGGAGCUCCGACUUGUACGUUUCCACUGCGCUGCUCGAGCUCUACGCCUUCUGCGGGAGUCUCCGAGAUGCCGAGAAGGUUUUCGAGAAGAUGGCCGUCCGGGACGUCGUAGCUUGGAACUCUUUGCUCUUCGGCUACGUUGAGAAUGGAGAGGCAGAGCGAGCUCUCUCGGCUUUCUCUCGCAUGACAAGCCUUGGCGAAGAACCCGACUCGCGAUCGUUUGUUGCUGCUCUCAUGGCGUGCUCGUGCCUGGCAGCCAACGAAAGAGGCGUCCAAGACAGUGGGAAGCUCGUGAAGCUUGGAUGCCUUGAGAAAGCCAUGGCGCUACACUCUCAAGCCAGUAGCACUGGAGCCGAGAAGGAUCUGUUCGUCGCCAACACGUUCGUCCACUUGUACGCAAAGUGUGGAAGCAUGGAGGACUGUCGGAGGGUUUUCCAGGGGAUGGAGCAGCACAGCGUCGUCUCGUGGAACUCUCUCAUCCUUGGCUACGUCGAGGCGGGCGAGACCUCGCUGGCUCUGGAAACUUACGUUGAGCUGAGGAGGCAGGGCCGAGUUUUUCCCAAUCCCCGGACUUUCGUGGCUGCCUUGAUGGCUUGCGGAGCUCUGGCUGCGUUGUGCUCCGGGAGAAGAAUCCACGGCGAGCUCUCCAGAUGUGGCUGCUGCGUCGAUGCGAAACACAUAUUUGAUGCCUCGAGCAGCAGGAAAUCGAGUCUAGUCGCGUGGAGCUCGCUGAUAUUGGGAUACAGCCUGCACGGAAACGCGGAGAUGGUGUUAGAACUGUUCCAAGCGAUGCAAGUCGAGAGAGUGUUACCAGAUGGUAUGGUUUUCUCGUCGGUUCUUGGAGCUUGCAGCCACGCAGGGCUGGUCGAGGAAGGGAAGAAGCUCUUCGGGGUGAUGAAGUCCAGAUAUGGAGUGGAGCCUGACGUGGAUCACUACGUUUGCCUGGUGGAUCUUGUUGGAAGAGCUGGUUUUGUGGAAGAGGCCAUGGCGGUGGUGAGAGCUAUGCCGUGUGGUCCAACUCCGAUGGCUUGGAUCACCAUUCUAGGUGCUUGUAUGAAGUGGAAGAACUUGGAGCUGGGAUUGAUCGCUUUCAAGUCUCUAGCCGAAUCGAGUGAUGAGGAAGAUGACUUAGCAGCUGCGUGCGUGUUGAUGCAAAACAUCUUUGCUUGUAUAUGUUCUAAUGCCGGUGACAGAAUUUUACCACCUUGCACUUGAAUAAUCAUGA
Selaginella moellendorffii is the source of this 2179-nucleotide messenger RNA. Its product is annotated as putative pentatricopeptide repeat-containing protein At3g01580. Gene Ontology annotation, molecular function: protein binding; RNA binding. Lineage: Eukaryota; Viridiplantae; Streptophyta; Lycopodiopsida; Selaginellales; Selaginellaceae. The record is from RefSeq and is a predicted model, not a curated record. The transcript is spliced from 2 exons. Bases 34 to 2169 code for a protein of 711 amino acids. Gene Ontology annotation, biological process: RNA modification.